Molecule: messenger RNA, 969 nt
Organism: Cajanus cajan (pigeon pea)
Lineage: Eukaryota; Viridiplantae; Streptophyta; Magnoliopsida; Fabales; Fabaceae
Product: Nuclear transport factor 2 (NTF2) family protein
Source: RefSeq, a predicted model, not a curated record
UAAUAAGAAUAAUAAUUUGGAGAGGGAAGCAUGGCCACGUUGAAGGCUAAAGCACCGCGAAUGGUAUACACCACACAACACUUCGUCAACAAUUGUGUUUUGGUUCCGAGAAAAUUUGCAAUGGCUACUCACUCUGCUGCCACGGAAAGGACUUACAAAGAAACAUUCGAUCGUUCUACAAACAAGCGCUACGCAGAUAGCCUAAUUCCUCACAUUCUGCAUCUGUAUGGAGCGUGUGCAACGUCUCGCGACUUUGAUAUCUAUGCCGCAGAUGCUACCUUUGAGGAUCCACUUAUGUGUGCACGCGGGGUGAAACAGAUCAAAUCAGCGUUCUAUUCCAUUUCCAAGGUAUUUAAGGAGUCAAAGAUUGUGGAAUACAGUAUCAAAGAACAUAUGGUUGCACCAGGAAAAGGAGAGAUAUUAAUUGACAAUAGGCAAUACUAUAAAUUCUUGGGGAAGGAUAUAGAUAUGGUAUCGCUAAUCAAGUUGUAUAUUGAGGAUGGUAAAGUUGUUCGCCAUGAGGACUGGUGGGACAAGAAACCACUUUCGAAUAGAGAAACAGCGAAGAUGCCAUUUCUUGGUCGAAUAGCAGAAAUGACUCGCAGGGGAUCAAUGAUGGCAACACAUCUGUUUAUGAGGUUUGGGAAGGACCCAAAUGUGUGAGCAACCAAAAUCCAUGCAAAAUAUUAUAAGCUUUGCUACAUGGGAUGGACCUGUAUAUGGGACUCGAUGUUAUUACCUGACGUUGUUGUCAAGCAUAUAUGUAUUAUAAUGUUUAUCCCUUCUUGUGGCUUUGAUGAAUACUAGUAUGUUGUAUGUUAUAUGGAACAUAAUUUGUCGAACUGGUGGCUCCAACCCACGAAAAAGAUCUAUUUACUUUCCUAUUUGUUUUUAUAAUUCGAAUCAUAGUAAAGUUUCUGUAAACUUUAGGUGUCCAAAAAAAAAUCGAACUCUUUCUAGGAAUACUUA